AUGAGAUUUUUAAAAUCAUUGUUAUUAUUAUUUGUUUUAAUUGGAAGUGGUAAUGCUUCAAGAUCAAUUAAUUUUGAUAGAUUCAAUUUAGAAUUUAAUAGUUGUGGUGGUGAAAAUCAAAAACAACAACAAUUACAAAAUUUAAAAAUUAAUAAAUGUUCAAAAAUUGAUAUUAAAGAUUGUUUAAAUGGUUCAUUUAUGUUAACAAAAAUGGAUGAUGGAUUUGUUGGUACUCAUUACUCUGAUUCAAAAUGUCAAAAUCCAAGUAACAAAUUAUUUUUCACAUGUGAUGGUAAAGAAGGUCAAUUAAUGAAUAAUAGUUUUUUUAAAGUUGCGUGUUUUCAAUCAAAUCAAUUAAAAUUUAAUUAUAAUCAAACCCAAGAAAAAUAUCAUAGUAAAUAUAUUGAAUUGUUAGAGAAAAAUAAAAAUACAAAUAAUAAAAAUGGAAAUAAUUUUAAAUUUACAAUUAUGGAUGAUAAUAUAAUUUCUGAUUUAAAACAAGAGAAAUUUAAUAACCAAUCAAAUUCCAAAUAUAAAAUUACUGAUAAUAAUUAUUUGGAUGAUCAACAAGAACAUGAAAAUACUGAAUUAAAAUCAAAACAAACUUCAAGAAAUAAUAAUAAUUAUAAAAAUAAUAAUAAUAAUAAUAAUAAUAACAAUAAUAAUAAAAAUAAAAAUAAUAAUAAUAAUAUAAAUACUAAUAUUAGAAAUGGUAAAAAUAAUAAUAAUAAUAAUAAAAAUAAUAAUAAUAAUAAUAAUAAUAAUAAUAAUAAAAAUCAAAAUAAUCAAAAUAAUAUUAGAAAUGGUAAAAAUAAAAAUAAUAGUAAUAAUAGUAUUAGAAAUAAACCAAGAAAUAAUCCAGAUGAUAUUUAUUUACCACCUCAACAUUCAUCACAAGGUCCAAGUUAUCAAGAAGAAAGUUAUUCAUUUCAAGAUGUAUCAGGAACUGAAUCUGAAUACAUUCAACAAAUUAAUGAUACAAUUCAAGAACUAAAUACAACAUUUAAUGAAAAUUCAUCAUAUUUCACCGAAACUCCAAUUUUUACUGAAACUCCAAGUGAUACAAUCCCACCAAAUCCAACUGUUUCUCAUGUAAAUCCAACACCAACAGUAACUACAAAUCCUCCAAGUGAAUCAUCAAGUCAAGAAUUAACUGAAACACCCGCUCAAGGAAAUUCUUCAUCAUUUUUAUUUACAAAUAUUUCAUUGAUUUUAACAUUAUUUAUUAUGUCUUUUUUAUUUUAA
This is a messenger RNA of Dictyostelium discoideum AX4, 1245 nucleotides long. RefSeq lists its product as hypothetical. The record is from RefSeq and is a predicted model, not a curated record. The coding region runs from base 1 to 1245 and encodes 414 amino acids. NCBI's taxonomy places the organism in Eukaryota, Evosea, Eumycetozoa, Dictyosteliales, Dictyosteliaceae. The transcript has a single exon.